CGGGCAGUUUUCCAUACGACUCAAUUCAAGAUGGCGGACGUAAAGAGUUCAGUCCAGCCAGGUCCAAGUCCUUUGACAUGCUAUGCGCUGAGAUUAAAGCCAGGGGAUAAUAUUACAGAUAUGUUAAUAAAGUUCGUAGAAGAUAAUAAUCUUAAAGCAGCAUUUGUUCUGUCGUGUGUUGGAAGUGUUACGAGUGCUACUCUACGAAUGGCUAACGCGACUGCCACCACCCCUAACACGAUUAAAGAACUACAUGACAACCGUUAUGAAAUAGUAUCUCUGGUGGGAACAUUAUCAGCCAAUGGUCAUCUUCAUGCAUCAUUAUCAGACAAGGAUGGUAACGUCAUAGGGGGGCAUGUGAUGGGGAACAUGAUUGUAUUUACAACUGCUGAAAUCAUAAUUGGUGAGUGUUCUUGGUUGGUUUUCAACAGACAAAUGGAUGCUGAAACUGGAUUUCCUGAAUUGGUAGUACAGCAACRGCAAUGGUGAUCUGAGAACGAUCAUUUUGUUACAAAU
Actinia tenebrosa (Australian red waratah sea anemone) is the source of this 516-nucleotide messenger RNA. RefSeq lists its product as uncharacterized. NCBI's taxonomy places the organism in Eukaryota, Metazoa, Cnidaria, Anthozoa, Actiniaria, Actiniidae. The record is from RefSeq and is a predicted model, not a curated record.